This is a messenger RNA of Tarenaya hassleriana, 2064 nucleotides long. RefSeq lists its product as uncharacterized. NCBI's taxonomy places the organism in Eukaryota, Viridiplantae, Streptophyta, Magnoliopsida, Brassicales, Cleomaceae. The transcript has 2 exons. The record is from RefSeq and is a predicted model, not a curated record. Bases 1 to 2064 code for a protein of 687 amino acids.
AUGGAUACUGCUCUGGAAUGGCUCUACACACUACCUCCAGAUUCCAUCUUCUCAUGGGAACAGAUGCAAGAAAAGUUAAUGCAGCGGUUCUUCCUCGCUAGCAAGACUCAGCUCGUGAAACAACAGAUUAACUCAUUUUUGCAGGAACCUGACGAAUCAUUGCGCGAAGCUUGGGAUCGCUGUCAAGGAUACCAGAGAAUGUGUCCUCACCACAGAUGGGAUAAAAGGUACCUUAUUUACACUUUCUUGCAGGGAUUAAAGGAGGACACUCAGGUUCUUAUUCGAGUAGUAUGUGGAGAAAGCCUCAACGAAAAAUCAUUCGACUUCAUAGAGCAACAAAUCAACAAGAUGGCCAACGAGUGUACUCCCUCUCAAGAGUUUAUCAGAAACGUUAGCCUCAAAGACAGUCGUGCAGGUAAGAAAAGUCUAUCUGAAAUUCAGGCAUUACGUGCAGAAUUGGCAAAACUUAAAAUGCAGGUUGAGAAUGUUCAUCAAAUCUCAUACUUAGACACAUCAGCCAACAGGUACAUGAUCGAAGAUGUCUACUACGUAGAUAACAACCUGUACUCGAAUGUGUACAAUCCGGGAUGGAAGAAUCAUCCAAACUUCUCGUACAAGAAUUCUUCCAACGUCUUGAAUACUCCCCACAGAAAUUUUGGUGGUUCGGCUAAUCAGAGUCUUUCUCAAGGAUAUAAACCUCGACCUCGAGCUUCCCCACAACAUCAGAAUCAGGCCAUUCAACACUACCCAUCACCUCUUCAAUCUCAGCAGAAUUACGCUCUGUCUCCGCCUUCACAACAUGUAGAUUUUGACCUCGAUCUUAAGUCUAUGUUCGCACAGCUUAUGCAGGGUCAAGAAGCUAUUCGCACCGAGAUGCGUGAACAUCAACAAGAGACCGACGCCCACUUGAAGUUUGUCAAUAACCAAAUAGCUCAACUCGCAGCCUCUAUACCUUCGCGACCUCAAGGAUCACUUCCCGGGAAACCCGAGACAAAUCCUAGAGAGCACUGCAAUGCAGUGUUCUUGAGAAGCGGGAAGCAACUUGAGGAUGUCGUCCCCCCUACUCUUGAAAAAGGUGAGUCUUUUUACUCUAGAUCUGCGAUCACAUCUAACAUUCAGUCUUCAGAUACUCCAGUUAAGAUGACAUGUGAGGAAGAACCAAAGUAUGUACCUCCACCUCCCAGACCUCCUCCAGUUCCAUUCCCUUCACGACUUGUGCAACAAAAAGAGGCCAGCCAGUUUAAGCGCUUCACGGACAUGAUAAAAAAAUUGGAGGUCACAAUACUUUUUCACGAGGUAAUCACUCAAAUGCCCUCCUAUGCCAAAUUUCUCAAGGAUAUUCUAGCUAGGAAGAAGACAGUGGAGAAGGAGACAGUAGCAUUAACCAAAGAGUGCAGUGCCGCGUGUUGUGAUCUAGAAGCAAGCGUAAGCCUAAUGCCAUUUUCGAUCUUCAAGAGACUAGGUGUGGGUGAACUCAAAUCCACACAAAUGAUAUUACAGUUGACAGAUAGGUCGGCCAAACGGCCUGCGGAUAUACUAGAGGAUAUGCCACUUAAGACGGGUGAUUAUUACAUACCUGUCGAUUUUGUGGUUCUUGACAUGGAUACAUAUUCAAGCAUGCCUAUCAUUCUAGGGCAUCCCUUUCUCAACACAGCAUAUGUCGUCAUCCACGUCAGAGCGGGUCAUCUUACUAUGUCCAUUGGAGACGAGACAAUAGAAUUCAUGCUCAAUCAAAAUGACAAUCCAGACGAAAGUGUGAAAUCUAUUUGUUCAGUUUACAAGCUCAAAACACCUAAGAACCAGGACCACAAACACAAGGUUAAGAGAGGACCAGAUCCAGAUAGGACGAAAGGUAAGAAAGAAGCUAACAUGGUUGAGCAGGUCACUAACUCAUCAGACCAUCCUGAGAAUUGGCUCGAAUCUCAUGUAUCACCACCAGAUUUUUCUCUACUAGGUACGCCUCGUUUCUCAAACUCAUUUUGUUGUAGAGAUGCUCUUAAACUUCAUGAUCCAGGUUGGCAGAAGAUCGAUAAUCUUCGCCCAUUAGACCCAUCCGGUAGUUGA